Polyodon spathula (Mississippi paddlefish) is the source of this 2326-nucleotide messenger RNA. Its product is annotated as matrilin-4-like. Bases 353 to 2212 code for a protein of 619 amino acids. NCBI's taxonomy places the organism in Eukaryota, Metazoa, Chordata, Actinopteri, Acipenseriformes, Polyodontidae. Gene Ontology annotation, molecular function: calcium ion binding. The record is from RefSeq and is a predicted model, not a curated record. The transcript has 11 exons.
UUAUACCUGCUCUUUAUUCCUCCCAGUUGCAGUGCGGGACCAGAGCAAGCUAAAGAGUUUCCAAACCUGCAACUACAAUUACAUGCAUUUCCUUUGGCUUUCUUUACAAUUCAGUAUUUAACAGUCAGUCAGUAAUAACGCCGGAGUAAACUGGACUAACAUAAACCAUUCUUUGGAUAACGCUUGAUAGCAUUGCGCACUUUUAAAGAACCGCUUGCACGCCGCUCGAGUGAUACCUGUACCAGCACGGUGUCAGCUGCUCAUCCGGGAUCCUGAAGCGACUGUCCGAAUGAUCCACUUGACCCAGUGAGUCCCAGAACGUCCUGACUGCUCUCCAGACCAAGGUUUCAGGAUGAAGCUGCUGUUCUUUUGUGCAAUGUUCAUGUUCAUCCUGGUGGUGAGCCUGGACGCCAGACCAGAAAAGCUGGAUCGCAAGUGUAAGACGGGCCCUCUGGACCUGGUCUUCAUCAUUGACAGCUCCAGGAGCGUGAGGCCCUUUGAGUUUGAGACGAUGAGGAAGUUCAUGAUCGAUAUCAUCCACUUUCUGGAUGUGGGCCCCAACGCCACGCAGGUUGGGGUGUUCCAGUACUCCAGCCAACUCCAAAGCAUCUUCUCACUCAAGAGCUUCAGCAAGAAAGCUGACAUGGUGAAAGCCAUCAACGAGAUCAUCCCACUAGCCCAGGGCACCAUGACUGGCCUUGCCAUCCAGUACGCCAUGAACGUGGCUUUCAGCGCACAGGAGGGCGCCCGCAGUAACAUACCCAAGGUGGCGGUGAUCGUGACGGAUGGCCGGCCGCAGGACCGCGUGGCUGAGGUGGCGGCUCAGGCACGGGAGAGAGGCAUCAAGAUCUACGCGGUGGGAGUGCAGAGGGUCGACAUGAACUCACUGAGGGCUAUGGCCUCCUCGCCCCUCGAGGAGCACGUCUUCCUGGUCGAGUCCUUUGAUCUCAUCCAGCAGUUUGGAAAGCAGUUCCAAGACAAGCUCUGUGGUCAGGAUCUGUGCAGUGAGAUGCAUCACGGCUGUGAGCAUGUCUGUGUCAGCACUCCUGGAUCAUAUCACUGUGAAUGUAACCCUGGAUAUAAACUCAACGAGGACGGCAAGUCAUGCUCAGCUAUUGACCUCUGCGCAGAAGCACAGCAUGACUGUGAACACAUUUGUGUGAGCUCCCCUGGUUCAUACUCCUGCCGCUGCAGAGCCGGUUACUACCUCAACCAGGACCAGAAGACAUGCACAAUGAUUGACUACUGUUCGUUUGGGAACCACAGCUGUCAGCACAAGUGUGUCAGUGUUCUAAGCAGCUAUUUCUGUCGCUGUAAUGAAGGAUACACACUUCAGGAUGAUGGGAAAACCUGCCAACCCAAUGACCUUUGCAACUCAGUGGACCAUGGCUGUGAGUUCAAGUGUGUCAGCAACCUUGGUUCCUACCACUGCGUCUGCCCAGAGGGACAGUCCCUGCAGGAAGAUGGCAAGACCUGCAGCACCUGCAGAUCCGCUAACAUCGAUUUAGUUCUCAUUAUCGACGGCUCCAAGAGCGUGCGGCCACAGAACUUCGAGCUGGUCAAGAAGUUUGUGAACCAGGUGGUGGACUCCCUGGACGUGUCGGCCAGCGGGACCCGGGUGGGGCUGGUGCAGUACUCGAGUCGUGUGCGUACAGAGUUCCCCCUCAGCCAGUACCAGAGCGCGGAGGACAUCAAGGCAGCCGUCCUGGGCGUGCAUUACAUGGAGAAGGGCACCAUGACGGGGCUGGCCCUGAAGCACAUGGUGGAGAACAGCUUCUCGGAGGCCGAAGGGGCUAGACCCCUCAUCAAGAACAUCCCCAGAGUGGGCCUGGUCUUCACCGACGGGCGUUCCCAGGACAACAUCUCUGAGUGGGCCAAACGGGCCAAAGAUGCAGGCAUCACCAUGUACGCUGUGGGGGUCGGGAAAGCGGUCGAGGCGGAGCUUCGGGAGAUCGCCUCCGAACCCGCAGACAAACAUUUCUACUACACAACGGACUUCACAGCCAUCAACCAGAUCGCAGAAAACCUGAAACUCAACAUCUGUGCAGAAGAGAGUCUCGGGGAAAUCGAGGUGAAAGACCCGUGUGCCUGUGAGAGCCUGUUGGAGUUCCAGGAAAGAACCAUGUCUGCUCUGGAGGAGCUCUCUCAAAGACUUGCUCAGAUGACAGCCAGACUGGAAGAAUUGGAAAACCAGCUUGUCUCGAAGAAAUGAAGAAUCAAUCCCUUGACAUUUGAGGGUACUCAAGUCGUAUAGCUGUGUGUGUUUGGGGCUUUAGGGGUUCUACCUGUAAAAUAAAUUUUCCUUGUAUAACAAAAAAAAAAAAAA